This is a messenger RNA of Cylas formicarius (sweet potato weevil), 2985 nucleotides long. Its product is annotated as DDB1- and CUL4-associated factor 5. Gene Ontology annotation, biological process: negative regulation of fatty acid biosynthetic process. The coding region runs from base 261 to 2588 and encodes 775 amino acids. The transcript has 10 exons. Gene Ontology annotation, molecular function: protein binding. NCBI's taxonomy places the organism in Eukaryota, Metazoa, Arthropoda, Insecta, Coleoptera, Brentidae. The record is from RefSeq and is a predicted model, not a curated record. Gene Ontology annotation, cellular component: cytoplasm; Cul4-RING E3 ubiquitin ligase complex.
AAAAUCAUUCCUGGAAUUUACCAUGCUAAUUUAUGAGGAUAUUUAAUGACUAUUUGGCUUGCUAUUUGAUAAUGCAUUUCAAAUGCCUAUCAGAUAAAGUUUUCAUUAUUCCAGCUUGUAUCUACAAGCAGUAUGUUUUCGACAAUACACAGAACAGCUGAUUGUGACACGACGGAGUUCUUAGUUUGACGUGCAUGUAUUAGGUGGACUUUUGUCAACAAAAGUGGCUGUUUAGUUAAUAAACUUUAUAUAAAAUUCUAAUGGCUAGGCCAUCGGUAUUAAAUCCUUUAAAAUACGUAGUGGACAGACAAUACGAUGAUACAUUGUUGAUAAAAAAUAGAAUAUUUUCGGAACGGUUAUCAAGGGCUAGAAACUUUUAUAGAAAAGAUCUUUUUGCUCAUUAUGGGUGUGUUAACGCUAUUGAAUUUUCUGCUGAGGGUGAACUGUUGGUUUCUGGUGGAGAUGAUAGAAGAGUCUUGUUAUGGUCAGUCCUCGAAUCAAUAUAUGACAAAGGUAGUCCGGUAGUAAUGCGAAAACCACAUGUUAGCAAUAUCUUUUGUGUGGCCUUUGAUUCAAGAAAUGAAAGGAUCUUCUCUGGAGGAAAUGAUGACCAAGUUAUUAUCCAUGAAGUUUAUUCUGGAAAUGCCAUAACAAGUAUUCCUCAUAGAAAACCAGUAUAUGGGUUAAGUAUUAAUCCUCAGAAUGAUGAAAUAAUUUCAACUGCUGGUGAAGAUGGGAGACUUUUAUUGUUUGAUGUUCGUGAGGCACCUAAUCAAGAGGCGCAAGUCCUUGCAAAACAAAAGACUGGCUUUCAUUCUGUGAUGUUCAAUCCCACUAACCCUCGAUUUUUGGUAUCUGCUAAUUCAGAGGAGGGCAUCGUCUUAUGGGACUGCCGAAAACCAAAAGAAGAAUUAGUCCAUUAUGAUGUAAGUAGUGGUAAAGCAAGUGGAAUUAGUGCUUGCUUCAAUUCAACUGGUAAAAUGGUGUUGGCUUUGAGGCGGCGAUUGCCUCCUGUGUUGUAUGAAACCCAGUGUGAGAAAGCUGUGUGCCAGUUUUAUCAUCCCCAGUAUUACAACUCUUGUACAAUGAAGACUUGUUCAUUUGCUGGUGACAAUGACGAAUAUGUCCUGAGUGGAUCUGAUGACUUUAAUUUAUAUAUGUGGAAAGUACCUCAAGACAAUGCAGAGUGGGGUACCUCACAUAUGGUUCUAAGGGGUCAUAGGUCCAUUGUAAAUCAAGUUCGUUACAAUAAACAUAACAACUUAAUAGCAUCAUCAGGGGUUGAGAAAAUGAUCAAAUUGUGGAGUACUAUCCCGAUAGGAACUUGGCGAGGAUCUCUUUUGAGGGAACAUUGUGAUCCUGCUCGUAUUGUCUAUUCACAUCAAGAUUACGUUGAGUUGGUGGGUGGAGGUGGUGAGAGGAUCUCCCAUGACUAUAGUGACCAAUCAACACUUGAAGAUGCCAAAAUGAUGGCAUUUUUUGAUUCUUUAAUUCAAAGAGAGAUUGAAGGAUGGGUAUCUAGUUCUGAAGAUCUCUUUUCAACUGAUAGCGAUAGCGAUGACCAGGAGCAAGAUUGGUCUAAACUUGUUUCAAAAAUGUUUCGUAAUGGAAGAAAUUCUACAAAUGAGGAACCAAAGAAGCACAAAUACAACAAAAUAGCCCAACUCAUAUCGAAGAAAAGAAAUCGAUUGGCCAAGAUGGCACACAAUAAGUCGCCAAGUUCAGUGCAGAGAACUUUGUUAAAGGAGAAAAUGAAAAAGCGAAAAAUGAAACAGAAGGCGCAGCAAAAAUUAAAUGGAUGUUCCAGAAAAAAUCUCAGAAAAAAUGUAUUUGGAGAAACAAGAAAAAAUAAAUCAACUUUGGAAAAUAAUAGGACUUAUACAUACCGUACUAGACAGAGUUUAAGAGAUAGUGAUAGAUCCAAUUCAAAUACUUUAUUAGAUGGACCAAGCACAAGUACCGGAAUUACCAGUUCAAAUGCUGUAUUUAGAGUUACCGAUCAAGAUUCGGAGGAAGAGAUUUCUUUGCCCAAUGGCAAUCAUGAAUCGAAUAAUACCGCAGAGGAAGACAACUUAAUAAAUAUUCUUCCAACUCCAUUGAAUGGUACCCAAGAUAAGUAUAUUUCCGCCCUUGAAAUGUCAAACGGCAACUCCAAUCGCAGUACAAGAAAUGAAAUUUCAUCUAGAGCCUCGACUAGCGGAACUACACAAGAAACUCUUCAAAUUGUUGACAGAAAAUAUCUUGAUGGCUGUGCUUCUACUAGUGGAGGUGGACCAGUGAAUGGAACCAACAGGAGUGUUGUCUUAAGUGCUACUGAUAGUGAAACUGAUUUUGAGUAUGAUUAUCACACACCAACUAAAAAGAGGCGCACCAUUAGUGCAUCAGAUAGUGGUUGUGCUACAGGUCCUUGUUCGAGUUCUAGCGCAUAUUCCAUUAGAAAUCUCAGAAAUCACCAAGAGUGUUCAACAACUUUAAAUAACACCCCUAGUUCUGAUGAAGAAUUAAAAUAUGAAAAGUUUAGGAAAAGAGUGAAAAAGGCAAAAGUGAAUUUUAGGAAUCAUAUAGGAGCAGACUCUGACUCUAACUAAGUGGCUCCUAAGGGCUGUGUAUUCUAUUGACUGUUUUUCAAUGUCCUGCAGAGGGAUGCUACUAUUGGGUAAAAUAUCAUUUGUGAAAUCAAUUUGAUGCCCUUGAAGUGCGCCGAUAAUUAAUAUUUCAUUUUUAUUACACUGUUAUGAAACUUAUUUUGGAAAUUAAAAGUGUUUUAUUUGCUAUUGCCAACCUUCAUAUUUUUUUUUCUAUCUAAUGUAUACAAUAACUAUAAUAUUUAAUUCUUAUUAAGCUAUUAUAAAAUCUUAAUAAUAUGAAAUUAAGUGUUUCGUUUCACUAGCUCAUUUUUGUGUUUUUCCAAUGUAAUUUUAACAUUGCCGAAGUGCAUUUUACCUUAAUUUUAUUUAUAGUUUGUGUAAUAAUUAUUAAAUAUAU